This is a messenger RNA of Akanthomyces muscarius, 2034 nucleotides long. RefSeq lists its product as uncharacterized. The record is from RefSeq and is a predicted model, not a curated record. NCBI's taxonomy places the organism in Eukaryota, Fungi, Ascomycota, Sordariomycetes, Hypocreales, Cordycipitaceae. The transcript has 2 exons. Gene Ontology annotation, biological process: cell wall organization. Bases 1 to 2034 code for a protein of 677 amino acids. Gene Ontology annotation, cellular component: fungal-type cell wall; cell surface; extracellular region. Gene Ontology annotation, molecular function: 1,3-beta-glucanosyltransferase activity; glucan endo-1,3-beta-D-glucosidase activity.
AUGAUGCAGCACUAUCCCAACCAAGAUCAUUACGAGAGGGAGCCUCUCGAUCCCGCCUACGACAAUCGCUACGACACACCCACUCGGCGACCGGCCUACAACGAAUACACGCAGUCUUCGCCCUAUUACGACGAUUCCCCCCAGCGCAGAGCAGAGCCGUACACGCCUCAUUACGAGCAAAGUCGCUACGAUAACAUGCCCGGGAUAGAAGACGGACCGCCGCCGCCUCCUCCCCACGCUAACCUUCACUCGAGUAACAGCUCCGCGAGCCGCCACCAAGCCGACGACUACCGUGGCGGCGCUCCCAACAUUACACCAGGUGCCGACAACUUUGGUCCCGCGGCCGCUGGUGGCAUCCCUGGCAUUGCUCACAACGUGGCGGACCGCAACCCCAGGGAGAGCGGCAUGGACUCUCUUCGCAGUACAGGCCAAGUCCUGCCCCCCCCUUCGCGCGCGCAGUAUCAAAACAGCGGCCGAAGCAACUCGUCGCCCCGCCACAGCGUACACAGCGGCCCAUACGUAGGAGGUCACGCCAUUGAUGGCGACUCUCGCUCCAGCGUUAACCCUUUUGGUACUGUUGCCUCCUCUGUUGGCUCCAGGUCGCCAUCCAGAAGCCCGCACGUCUCGGGUGAACCGUACGGUAGCACCGAGGACGUCUACUACAACUACUCGGCCACGCCCCGACGGGAUGGCCACUCUCUAGGCGUGGUUGAUCCCAUGUCAAUUGAAGACGACGGCGAUGACGGCCUUCACUAUGGGCCUCGUAGCCACAGGAAUUCUGGCAAUAGCAGCAACAAGCGCGGUGCGGUCGCUGCUAUCGGUGCAGCGGCCGGUGGCGCAACAGCCGUAACAGGCGAGCAUGACACUCGCGGCUAUUAUGAACCCCCCAAGCGCGAACGAUCGUCAGAUUGGCUCGAGAAGAAGCAAGGCCGCUCUAAAAGAUGGAAGUGGGCCAUUAUCGUCCUCAUCUUCCUCGUUAUUGCCGGAGCCAUCGUCGGUGGUGUCGUGGGAACUAUUGUCACGGGGAGAAAGGACGACAACAAAAAGAGCCCAAGCGACGACAACAAAGGCGACCUUAGCAUCAGCAGCGACGAGAUUAAAAAGCUGCUCAACAACCCUAACCUGCACAAGGUGUUCCCCGGCAUGGACUAUACCCCGAUUAACGUCCAGUAUCCCGCCUGCGUUGACAACCCACCCUCGCAGAACAAUGUCACCCGCGACGUCGCCGUCCUCAGUCAACUAACCAACAAAAUUCGCCUCUACGGAACUGACUGCAACCAGACGCAAAUGGUACUCCACGCUAUUGACAAGCUCGACAUGAAGAAAGACCUGAAGGUCUGGCUUGGCGUCUGGCAAGACGGAAACAGCACCACCAACGAACGCCAACUGUCGCAAAUGUGGGACAUCUUUGACCAGUACGGUGGCGAUCAGUUUGAGGGCGUUAUUGUCGCCAACGAAAUCUUGUUCCGCAAGGAAAUGACCAUUACCAAACUGUCGUCAAUUCUGACUGAUGUACGCAGCAACCUGACUAAGCGAGGCAUCGACCUGCCUGUUGCUACCUCUGAUCUUGGCGAUGACUGGACCGCUGAGCUCGGCAAGGAUUCGGAUCUCAUCAUGGCCAAUAUUCAUCCCUUCUUUAGCGGCACACCCGCAGACGAAGCGGCAGCUUGGACGUAUGGCUUUUGGCAAGAUCAUAACUCGGCCUUUUGGAAGACGGACAAGCAGAAAAACAUUAUUUCCGAGACGGGCUGGCCCUCUGCUGGCGGGUCCAAAUGCCCUGACGGAGUGAAGGACUGCAAAACCCCCGCGAAAGCCGGCAUCGAUGAGAUGAAUCGCUUCAUGGACGACUGGGUGUGCCAAGCCCUCAGCAACGGCACCAAUUAUUUCUGGUUCGAGGCCUUUGACGAGCCCUGGAAGGUCCGCUUCAACACGGGCAACGAGAACUGGGAAGACAAGUGGGGCCUGCUCGAUGUCAACCGAAACCUGAAAAACGGUAUCAAAAUUCCCGACUGCGGAGGCAAAACAGCACCUUGA